AUGGAAUGGUCUUGGAACAUCUCUCCGCGAUUUCAUUUUCGUUUGGUCAGUCUUAUUAGUAUAGUGGUAGUAGUAUAUCAGGGUCUCUCAAAGGAUGUUAUGCAAUUAACAACUUUUGCUCUUUUACUUUUUUUUAAAUUCAAAAAUACCCACGCAAAUCUUCGGAAAAUAUUUCGUCGUAAACCCAGACGGUCGAGUGUGUCUGCUGCUGACUCUUAUCAGACGGCCUCCCCAAAUAAUUCAGAAAUUCCGUCGACGAAUUUGGAACAGAGAAGUUGUUCGACUAGUAAAUUACAAGAGGAAAAUUCUUCACAAAAUUUUAUAAAAAAUAAUCGGCUUAAUCCUGGAUUGAGUCUUAGUCAUGAUAGCAUAUUUACACCCGACAGAGCCGACAGUGGCCUUAGUUCAUCGGAUUUGGGAAAUUCCUCACUUUCUAUAACCGUGCUAACAACUCCUUCCACGGAAUUCACGAUGAAAUCUCAGAGUUCUUGUAGCGAGUCUUCACUUUUAAGUAUAGGAAGUUCCGAAACAGAAUUCAGUCCUGUUAAAAGUAAAAAAAUGUCAGAUUUGGAUUUAGGAGUGACUGCUUAUAAAUUGAGCCACAAUGCUGCUAAACAUAAAAUGGCUGUGAAGCCUAAGAGGAAUCAUGGGGCUCCCAGAAGUAGACGAAGAGCAGUGAUUUCAAAAUCGCCUUUGCCGACUACAAUCGAAGUGAACGAAGAGGUUAGCGGCGGCAGCGGGUUUAACGUGUCUUCCACACAAAUUUAUUCAUCUGAUGUUUUCAACGAUCUGCCAAUUCAUUCCGUAACAGUUAAAAACGAUAAACAUCAGGAGGUUUCACUCGAUGAAGAAGAAGGAGGAGGAGGAGGUGGAGGUGGAGAAUCAAAAGCCAAAGAAGAUGAAGGUUUAAAUCAAAAAACUGAAUCUUUUUUCGGAAGAUUUUUAUCGAGGAGAAGUGAAAAAAAGAAGAAAAAUAAUAAUAAUAAUAAUAAUAAUAAUAAUAAUAAUGAAUGUAACGUCGAAGACGGGGAAACGACAGAGAAAUCAAACGCGAUUGUUAAAAAAUUAUCCAAAAGAGGGAAAAGUCCAAAUCAUCGCCAAAGAAUUGAACCGAUGGAAAUACCAUCGAGUCCAUCACCGAGUAAAAGUUGUGAUCAGGAUUUUGUCGAUAAAAGAGUUCCUCCUCAUUCAUCCGCAUCCCCGAAAAAUCAAUUUUGGCCUAAUCUGAUUAGUGACAAUAAUCCAUUAUUAGUUUCUACUCCCGGGUCAGAAAAUAAUUAUAAUUCUUUAAUGGACGACAAUAAAAUUUCAUCAGAUUUUGAUGAAAUUUCGUAUCCGGAUAAUAAUAAAUUUAUCAACGUCGUUAAUCCUUCAUUUAUAAAAGAAUUAACGGAUUCUGUGAAUUUGCACGCAAAAGACGAUUACGGUAAGCGGAAAAUUUUCGAAGAAAAUAAAGAAGAAGAAGAAGAGGGAGAUGAAGAAGAAGGAGUAAAUUAUUUGAAGGCAAAAAGACAACAUUCGGAAAAUGAUAUAAUCAUAAGUGGCACGAGUAGAGAACAAAAGGAAGAGGAAAUUGAUGAAAAAUCAAAUCCACUGGAAUCCGUCGUCGAUAUCUCGAAUUGCGAAUCUUUGACUAUUCCCGUAAAUUUCGAUGACGACAUUAAACCGACGACUGAAUCCCCCGAAAUAACAAAUAACGUACACGAGUUGGGUUAUGAAAAUUUAGUUCAAAUAGUUGAACUAGUGAAACAAGAAGAGGCUGCCGACAUUGAUGUUUUAGAUGUUGUGAAAGAGAAUACGGAUAAUUUAUGUGGGAAAAAUACAACAGAAGAAACGAACAAAGAAAAAGAAAACAUUUUGAAUAUAAAUCCUAUAAAAUCAGAUGAAAAAAUUAUCGAAGAAAAAACGGACGAGAAAAACGACGUUUCGACGCAGAAAAAAGAAACGACGGAAGAAGUGUUAAAAAUUGAACCGGUACGACCACCGGAAGUUACGAAAAGAGUCAAACCUGCCGUUUCGGAAAAACCGAAAGAUUUGAUAAGACUUGGAAAAUCGGGAUUCGUUAAAAGCAGUUCCAUUAAUAUUGAAUCUAAACCUCCAACCGAGGAUUCAAAUGUUAAAAGUGACGUCAUCGAUUCGAAAUCUCGGAUUAAAUUAAUCGAAAGAAGAAAAUCCGAAUUGAUGUCGUUUACAGAAUCCGCAGACAAAGACGGAAAUACGGAAACGAAAUCGUUUAAAAAAGAAUCCGCAACAUCCGGUCAUCACGUACCGGUUUCCGCGGAUUUUGAAUUAAAAGAACAUCAUUAUCAAAAAAAAAUAGAGAGCCCGCACCAGCCACAAGCCGAGGAAACGCCGGCGGUUUUAAGAAAAAAAAGUAUAACCGAUAGAUCGGGAGAACAACCGGAAUUGAUGAAAGUAUUCGCUAGGAGAUCAUUAAAGGUGCGAGAAUACGAAAAGGCGGUGGACGAUGGUCAAAAAUCCAGGGACAGCGACAAAGAAAAUGAAAUCCUCGAACAAUCGAAAGAAGGAGAUGGUAAAAAGGGGUUUUCGGACGAACGAAAAAAGUCGGGGGAAGAUGUAAAACGCGAUGAAGAAAUUUCGAAAGGAAAUAAUAAAAUUGGAUGCGAAGUCAAAGUUAACAUAACAUCUCUCAAACCGGAAAUUCAAAGCCGGAAAAACGUAAUACAAAAAUACGGAAGGAGUUUAUCGGAAAACAACGUUAAAAAAAUGGGAUUAGAUAAAAGUUUAGCAGACGAAUUAAACGAGAAUAAAAUGAACAGGAUUAUGAAUAAAAUGGAAGUCAUCAUCGGUACGAAUAGAGGAAAGGGAGAAGAAAUGAAAAAAGAUAAUGAUGAUGAAAAUGAUUGUUGUAGUACAGGUUUUAAAAGGAUUCAACAGAGGAAAGCAGAAUGGGAAAGGAGAGCUCAACAAAGUGCCAACUAA
Pediculus humanus corporis (human body louse) is the source of this 2943-nucleotide messenger RNA. RefSeq names its product glutamic acid-rich protein precursor, putative. Bases 1 to 2943 code for a protein of 980 amino acids. NCBI's taxonomy places the organism in Eukaryota, Metazoa, Arthropoda, Insecta, Psocodea, Pediculidae. The record is from RefSeq and is a predicted model, not a curated record. The transcript is spliced from 6 exons.